This is a messenger RNA of Dicrocoelium dendriticum, 312 nucleotides long. The record is from the annotation of a GenBank genome assembly. NCBI's taxonomy places the organism in Eukaryota, Metazoa, Platyhelminthes, Trematoda, Plagiorchiida, Dicrocoeliidae.
AUGCACCUGCAUCCUUUGAACCUUUUCUUCUUGCUGACGGCGAGAAAAAAUACCCAAGUUCCUAGUGCUGCGAUAUUCACCCUAAAUCGCGAGGAUCACACCAUGGGCAAUAUGAUCACUUGCCAGUUACUGAAGGAUCCACGAGUUUUGUUCGCUGGGUACAAGGCACCUCAUCCACUUGAGCACAAAAUUGUUAUCCGAGUUCAAACCGCACCUCCAACCACUCCGCUAGACGUGUUCAUUUCUGCCUUAAAAGAUCUAAUCAGCGAGGUUUCAAAUAUUGAGGAGCAAUUCAGGAUGGCAACGAAGUGA